AUGAAAGAAAAAAAUAGGCAUAAAAAAAAUUACGAACUGAAUAAACAAUCCCUAAAGGUUUGGUUUCAUCAUAUUUUUUAUAGAGAAGAAUACGAUGAUAGAUUUUAUAACGAUAUAAACAUUACAAUCGACUCCCAAUAUGAUUAUUCUAGCCUAUUACCAUUUUAUAAAAAUAAAAAUACAGAUAAUGAGUUAUAUUCAAGUGAUGUGAAAUCUUCAAAAUUUAAACAAUUUAAGUAUAAACUAAAGGUUAAGUUAGUUCCUAAAUCUAAUAGUGAAGUCAACCAUUCUUUUUUCAGUGAUAAAGAAGAAAAUUCUAUUAAUAUCGAAAAUUCUAUUAAUAAAUCAAGUAUGUUAUUUAAUAAGUAUAAAAUCACUGAGAGUGAAAUUUCAAAUUUACUAGAAAGAACGAGCAAGGAUCAUAAUUGCCCAUUUGAAGAUAACAUAGAUCCAACUUUGUCCCUACCUUUCCAAAAUAUUUCUUAUCAAGAAAUGUGCACAGCUUUAAAAAACAAUUUAGAUAUUACACUAGACUCUUUCAAAUCAAGUUCUAUAACUUCUCAAACUAAAAUUACUAUAGAGUCUAAUACUAAUUCUGAUGGAAAUAAAGAAAAUAAUGUAGACGAUGAGCUUGUUAAAAAUUCUAUAGAAAUUGAUGAUAAUUGUGAAGUUAAGAGUGAAAAUACAAAUAAUGUAUAUUUAAAAUAUAUGCAAGACAAUAUUUCUAAUGAAUACAAUUAUGGAGCAGACGAAGUUCUCGAUUCUGAUUCAAUAAAAGAGGAUUCUUCAGAAUAUUCAUCAUCAUUAGAAGAAUUAUCUGAUUUAGAAAUUUCAAAUUCUUCAAAUAACAAUUCCGACUCAUUUAACGAAUCAAAGGAAAAAAUACUUACUAUCCCAACCUUCAAAUUACCAGAUGAUAAAGAUGAUAGUAUUAGAACUUCUAAUGUUACAAAGACCAAAAGCUCUUUAGAAGAAUUAUUCGAGGAACCUGCUGUGUCAACAAAUAGAAAGAGCCGAUCAUGUCUUUCGAAACGCGAGAGUAAAUUCAGUUCAAUAAGAUCGAAUGAAUAUUGUAAUCCCAGGACAUUUGACAUUACUGAAUUGUCAGUGGUUAAUUUUGAUAAUAUAAACGGUAAGCAUAUUGACAUGACAGAGAAGUUCAAAAAAAGAAAAUGUAAUAAAAAUAUUGCAUUAGAUGAAAAAAACUUGUCAGUAAAAUUCAAUAACAAUUCAUUGUUAUUUCAAUAUAGCAGAUCAACAAGAAAUAACAAAUCAAAAUUUAAGCCCUAUACAAGUUAUUCACUCCCUCAAUUAAGAUCAGGAAAUUCUGGGCAAGUCAAAUCAAUUCUUAAAAAUAAAGUAAAUAAUGUUGAAGAAGAAGAAGCAAGAAGAGUAGUUAAUUGUGAUAAAGUCAAUUUUGAAUCCUUUUUAAAAUAUUUGGAUCAUUUUGAAUCUCAAAGAUACCUUUCUGAAGAUACUUUAAGCAAAAUAAGAGAAAAACAAAUACAUAAUUAUUAUUCAAAAAAAAGUGUAUUAUGA
This is a messenger RNA of Tetrapisispora phaffii CBS 4417, 1539 nucleotides long. RefSeq lists its product as uncharacterized. The transcript has a single exon. NCBI's taxonomy places the organism in Eukaryota, Fungi, Ascomycota, Saccharomycetes, Saccharomycetales, Saccharomycetaceae. Bases 1 to 1539 code for a protein of 512 amino acids. The record is from RefSeq and is a predicted model, not a curated record.